ACAAAUUUAGCGAACAUGGCUGAAGCAGCAGCUGUUGGAGGUGUCAUCGCCUACGAAGUCGCCGAAACUACCGUACAAGUCGGUGCGGCCGGUUAUGCAGUCGCCAAACCUACACUGCCUCUCAAAGCAAGCUUCGUCCAGAUCGCAACAGCUACCGACGAUGACACCAGGCUCUCGGUCGUACGCUCGGACCACUCACUCACAGUGGUCAAGAACAAAGCAUAUAUCUUCGGGGGCGAAACUGGCGCGGGAAAACUGGCAAGCAACGACAUCCAUGCGGUGACGGUAGAUCGGCCAUCAGAGGCAAAGUCGCAGUACGAGCCAGAGUAUUCAGUCUUGCCUGCGGUACCUGAUGUCGAAGGCCAGGCUGUUCCCAAGGCGAGGACGAGGCAUGCGGCGACACACUUCAAUAUCUGCGUAGCUGUCUUUGGAGGUACCGAUCAAGACGGAACGCUGGUCGAUGAGGAGCCCAUCAUUUGGUUAUAUGUGACAGGCAAGUCGGCCUGGGAGAGUCUCCAGUCCGAAAAAGGCCCUACUCCGGUGCAGAGAAGUGGUGCCAGACUCUUUGAACUCAACAACAACUUGGUGCUGUAUGGAGGCGUGGAUGGUCAUGGAGAAGCUCUGCACGAUGUCUGGCACUUCUCCUACGCACAAAAGACGUGGUCGCAGUUACCGAGUGCACCUGUCAAUACGAGGAAUGCUGCUCUCGUGGAUGGCGUGCUGUACCUGAUCGCCGGCACAGAUAACAUGAGCAGCGAUGUACACUCACUCCAUCUUCAUCCAAACGAAAAAGCCGAAGCAACUCUCCACGUCAAUGCAGACAAGGAGACAGCAUGGAGCACCGUCUCCUUUCCCACGAACCCUCUUGCUCCAGGACCUCGACCUCGCAUUGGCGGCGGAACCCUGCCCAUCAGCACAGGUUAUGGCCGCAAUUAUCUGCUGUACUUCUUCGGCGCCCGGCAGACUCCAAAUACGACAGAAGCGAUGACUCCAGAAGACACCGACGAUCCAUCACAAUGGAGCGAUACGUGGACCUAUCAGAUCCCUUCCAGCAGUGCAGAAGUGAAGCCCGCGUUCAGCAUAUCGGAAGCAAUCAAGCCUGCGAGAAUUAAGGAUGCCAUUCGUGAAAAACUGGGAUUCAGCUCAGGAGAGAAGAGCUGGGCUGAAGUCGAGGUACAGCCACCAGGAGACUUGGUGGUUGGGACAGGAAAGAUCCAUCCCGGUCCUCGUGCAUUCUUUGGGUAUGAUGUUAUGCCGGAUGGACACGGUAUCGUUGUGUGGGGCGGUUUGAAUGCAAAGGGCGAGCGCGAGGGAGAUGGCUGGAUCAUCAGGUUCUCGUGAUGGGGGCCCGUGAAUACCUAUAUCGACAGAACUUCACAGAACUGCCUCGUGACGAGGGAGGAGAAUGUUAGAAACUCCUGCAGUGUACCAGUAGCUCAUAUCUUAAGACCUCACAUCAAUGAUCUCA
This is a messenger RNA of Sphaerulina musiva SO2202, 1468 nucleotides long. RefSeq lists its product as uncharacterized. The record is from RefSeq and is a predicted model, not a curated record. The transcript has 2 exons. Bases 16 to 1341 code for a protein of 441 amino acids. Lineage: Eukaryota; Fungi; Ascomycota; Dothideomycetes; Mycosphaerellales; Mycosphaerellaceae. Gene Ontology annotation, molecular function: protein binding.